Gossypium arboreum is the source of this 723-nucleotide messenger RNA. RefSeq lists its product as uncharacterized. The coding region runs from base 1 to 723 and encodes 240 amino acids. Lineage: Eukaryota; Viridiplantae; Streptophyta; Magnoliopsida; Malvales; Malvaceae. The record is from RefSeq and is a predicted model, not a curated record. The transcript is spliced from 2 exons.
AUGAAGGUGUUGAACUUGAUCAGAGAAUUCGAGAGGCUACAAAUGAAGGAGUCUGAGUCAAUCAAAGAAUACUCAGACAAGCUGAUAGAUAUUGCCAACAAGGUAAGAGUUCUUGGGGAUGAUCUCUCUGAUUCUAGACUGGUGCAGAAGAUACUUAUCUCCGUGCCUGAGAAAUAUGAAGCAACUAUUGCCUCUUUUGAGAACACUAAGGACUUGACUCAAUUGAGAGUAGUGGAGUUGAUCAGUGCUUUACAAGCACAAGAGCAGUGGAGGCUAAUGAGGCAGGAAGGAAGCAUAGAAAGAAGUAUAGAAGGAGCAUUGAAGGCUAAGAUGUGUUGGAGAAGGCCAGAUGUGAAAUGCAGAAGGUGUAACUUGAAGGGGCACAUUGAGAGGUUUUGCAAGGAAUCGAGAAAUCAACAGCAGGGUGAAGUACAUGCUGUAGUUGAAGAAGAAGAGGAUCAUUUGUUUGUCGUCUCUUGUUUCUCAUCAAGCAUUUUAUGUGACAAUUGGUUUGUUGAUAGUGGUUGUACCAAUCACAUGACUUAUGAUGAGAAGCUGUUUAAAGACCUUGACAGGUCAUUGAAGUCGAAAGUCAGGAUAGGAAAUGGAGAAUACCUAGAAGUGAAGGGAAGGGGCACAGUAGCAAUAGAGAGCUGUGCUGGAACUAAGUUGAUUUCAGAUGUUCUGUCAAUUGGUAGAGAAGAGAUUCAAGGUUAUGUUUGA